AUGGCUGGCGUUGGAAUGCCCACAGCAAUGGGCGAUGGUCCAUCCAAUGGCGGACACCCGCAAGGGACGGAAUACACGCUCCAGGGUGUUAUGCGGUUUUUGCAGACAGAAUGGCACAGACACGAGCGCGACCGCAAUGCCUGGGAGAUCGAACGCGCGGAGAUGAAGUCUCGCAUUGGCCGAUUGGAAGGAGAGCUGCGGACUAGUCGACGUCUUCAUGAGUCGCUAGGCAAGCAUGUCCGGCUUAUGGAAACGGCUUUGAAGAAGGAACGAGAGAAAGUGAAGAAACUCUUAAACAACGAGAAGAUUGACGACAUCAAAGACCCCAAGGAGAUCGCGCGCGAAAGCGUGAGUUUAUUAAAGGAACAACGGACAAGCUCGGAUCCCAAUGCGAACCCAGAGGAUCCUACUUCGAAUGAAUUCCGCCAUGAAGACGAGAGAGACAAAUCCCGUGUCUAUUUGUCGAAGUGUGCACAAGAAAUCGCUUACCACGUCAUCCCUACAUCCCACCCACCUCCGGAUCUUAGCGACCCCGAUCUCUCAAGUCAUAUUUAUGGAAACCAACAGUUGUCACAACAGAACUUGGAGGAGGCCUAUCUUCAACAACAACGGCAUAAGGCAAACCACAUGAUGACACAGGAGGUGAUGAUACCCGCCCAUCACUCUGCGGGCAAUCAGUAUGUUGAAAAUGCGCCUAUGGCUCGAUCUGCCAACCAGUACGGCCCUGGUCCUGGAGCUCGCGAGUCCAUGGAUCGACGACAGCCCGAAAAUCAACAGAACCCCAUCGACGGACGAAAACAAUCUUACGAACAAAUCCUGGCUGGUGAACGUGCAGGAGACUCGCAGACAUCAUGUGAUGGCGAAGGACUACAAGUCGCUGUGAAGGAAGAUCUGCCAUCGCAAAGGGGAAAUGAAGAGCGAGCUGAGGAUAUGGACGGCUGGAAUUUUGAUGAACCAAUAGAACACGAACCGGUUACCGAGCCCAUGCCACCUCACCGACCAGACACUGACGCAUUCCCUAACGCCAACUUUGUUCGUGGCAAGUCUCCCUCUCGGGGCGGUUCUCUUUCACAUCGACGAAAGAGCUCUGGAUCUAGGCGCAAGAGUGAAGGCACAUCGGAAUCUCGGGAUGCUGCUGCUGGUUUCGGCCAACAGGACACCAACUUUAAGGUUCGAUUUGCUCUUCGCGGACACCUGGAUGUCAUCCGGUCUGUGAUUUUCACUGGCGGUGGUAGUCCAUCGGAGCCGGAGAUCUGCACUUGCAGUGACGAUGGAACUAUUAAGAGAUGGAUUAUCCCCGCGACUUAUGGCACCUUUGGAGCGCAAGGUCCCAGUUCCAGUAACGAUUUGGACAUUACUAGCUACUUUACACACCGUGGUCAUGUAGGCGCAGUAACCUCACUCGCGGCUUGUUCACCCGGGCAGAAUAUCUCGAACGGUGGCCGAGUCAUGGGUGACGGCUGGGUUUUCUCAGGCGGGCAAGAUGCAAGUGUCCGGGUAUGGGAGCGAGGUCGGGUCGACCCUAAGGCUACACUCGAUGGUCACACAGAUGCUGUGUGGGGACUCUGCGUCCUUCCGGGGACAGCUGGCUCUGUAUUCGGAGACUCAUGCGGCCACUAUGGUGGAGCAGAUCGUAUGCUGCUGGCAUCCGGUGCCGCGGAUGGUCGCAUAUUAAUUUGGGCCGUCAGCCCCCCUCCUCUUGCUUCCUCACCCCAGGCAGGAUCCCGGCGUCAAGGUGGAAGCCGUCGUGCGAACUCGAUCUCGUCUGGCUCCAAUUUCCCAUCCUCUCCACAGCCAAGCGUUGCUACAACCACACCCUUCCACUAUACUCUUGUGCACCACAUCCUGCGCACCGACUCUCCCUCCCCAACAUGCAUUAGCCCCUUGUCUCUGGCAGGUGUUAAUUUUGUUGUUUCAUACACCGAUGCUUCUAUUCUUGUCUAUGACACACGAACUGGCGAGGAGAUCGUGGGAAUGGCUAGUCUCGAAACAUAUGAUGGAACUCCCUCGACUGGGGUGAACUCUGUAGUUGCGAGCACCAUCGGAUUUGACGGCUCUGCCAAUUUGGAUCCAAGCCGUACCAUGGCCGAUGAAGAAGUUGUUCACGGAGCCACUGGCUCCAGCAGUGUUGAAGGCGUGAUUAUCAGUGGUUACGAGGACCGAUACAUUCGCUUCUUCGACGCCAACAGUGGUCAAUGUACGUACACCAUGCUGGCCCACCCCGCUGCCAUCGCUUCACUCUCUUUAUCUCCCGACGGGCGUGAGCUCGUUUCAGCUGGCCACGACGCGAGUCUCCGAUUCUGGAAUCUCGAGAAGCGCAGCUGUACUCAGGAAGUGACCAGCCAUCGAUUGAUGCGCGGCGAGGGUGUCUGCGCCGUCGUCUGGAGUCGUGACGGACGUUGGGUCGUCAGCGGCGGCGGAGAUGGUGUAGUCAAGGUCUUCUCCAGGUGA
Messenger RNA from Penicillium angulare, 2451 nucleotides. RefSeq names its product cell differentiation and development protein Fsr1. The record is from RefSeq and is a predicted model, not a curated record. The transcript has 4 exons. The coding region runs from base 1 to 2451 and encodes 816 amino acids. Gene Ontology annotation, molecular function: protein binding. Lineage: Eukaryota; Fungi; Ascomycota; Eurotiomycetes; Eurotiales; Aspergillaceae.